GGGAGUUCGCCAUCGAUUUUUACUUCCGGAUGGAGGGAGGUAAAGGAUGAAGGGAGCAAUCGCUGGAAACCGUCUACUUCACCGCGAUCACGUCGAGGAUGGCUGGCAUGUCACUAGCAAUGUGUCGCACGUUGCUGCUUUACGGCCUCACCCAUCUUUUGCAGGGCCACUCCAAAGCCGUCAACAAAUCCCUGACGACAACACCGGCGACGGAAGUUGCAUGUUCACCGCCCGAGAUUGUCUACAAUGGAACAGUUUUCCAGACGAACGGCGACGAAGAUUUUGAUAACGUGUACGAAAUAAGGUUCGUGGGUUUCUUCGGCUCCAUCGACAAGAAGCGGGCCUGCAAAAUCAAAUGCGUGAAUGGUGCCUGGUUCGGGCCCCUGUGCGCCGUCGAGAACCAAGUGGGAGAUGGCAUCCGGUUUCACUCCGUCAUGAAACCGUGUAUCCUGCAUCCCUUGAAUCCUAACAUAGUCGUGCACCAGCACGCCAUGCCUCUGACGGUUACGGAAGACGUCGAAUUACCGCAUGACACUGAGCUUAACUUCAGGUGUUCGGAAGUUGGUCUUCAGAAGUUCGUCGGAAACUCCACGAUACGUUGUUUAAAUAGACAGUGGUCGGCAGCCAUGCCCAAUUGCAUGCCAACGUCGCAACAGCAUAACCUUUCUGUUCUAGUUCCUCCAACCAUCUUAUACACGGUAGACAAGGGGGAGUACGGCAUCUCGGAGACGGGACAGCUUGUCGUAUAUCCUGAUGCCAAUGUUUACCUUUAUUGCCUCUACCAGAGACACAGCGGAAACCCGCAGUGGACGUGGACUUCGGAAAGAGACUACGCAAAAGGCUGGGUUUUGUCAGCCGAUGAGAAGCAGUGGAGAUACGAACUGCUCAUUUAUAACGCAAAGCCCUACGACUCCGGCGUCUACACCUGCACCACGCCACGAGGUCAAACGAAUUCGAUUUCGGUCAAAAUCCAGGACGUCGCUUGCCCACCAAUAGAGGGCGAUAGCGACGAAAACAGGGUCACCAGCGACCACGGAAGCCGUAUGCACAGCAAGGCAAAGUUUGCCUGCAUGGAAGGAUACAACCUGGUGGGGUCCGAAGAGGUGACCUGCAAUCCCUCGGGACGGUGGUCAGACCGGGCUCCGCACUGCGUGGUCAUUCAGUGUCCGGAAAUUCCUGAAAGGGGCUCCCUCAAGAUAAGUUCCACGAACAGAACGUACGGUGUCAGAGUUCAUUUUUCUUGUCCUCCGAAUUUCAAGUUGGUUGGUCCCCCAUUCGUCACCUGCUGGAAAAAUGAGACCUGGUCCGAUACCGCGCCGACGUGCGAACCCAUCAGAUGCCGACCACCCCUGCCACCUGCGAAUGGACGGGUCCUGUACGGUGGCAGACAAUAUCCGGGAGACACUGUGCACUACACAUGUAACGCUGGCUACGUUCUAAUAGGAGAAUCGGUUUCAGCGUGCGGGUACAACGGUACAUGGUCGAACUCCGUACCUACGUGCAAACCAGCGUGUGAGUACCCAGGCCAACCAGCGCAUGGCCGCAUCGUACCCACCAAGUUCCACUACGACAUCGGAGAAAUGGUGAUGGUAGCUUGCAAUACUGGGUUUCGUCUUCUGAGCUCUCCACGGCUACGCUGCUCAAAGGACGGCCACUGGUCGAACCCUCUCCCCCACUGUAGGCGCAUCUUGCACAAAUAAUACUUGAGAUUGCAAGGGGGCAUCGUCAUACCGCAGAUGCUACCGAAUGAUGCCUGAACGGGCGAACAAACCACCCUUAGAACAUCUUCUUAAUGACACAGGAACUAUUUCACGGGAGGCGACUGAUCGUUUCAAAUUUGGAAGGGGGUUCUUAAAAGGGACGAGUUUUCGAGACACGCCACUCUUAAAAUAGAACUUCACCGCAUAACGCGCUGAAGGCCAAUCACUGCACAGAAUGGUACCGGUAUAACUCCUGAUUUGUGGAAAGCAUGGGACGUAAGCAUUUCUGUGACAAUUAACGUAAUUGCAUAACCGUGCAUCCACACGAGCCGGUAGUAGCAUACUGCGCGCAUAGCAGACGACGCCUUUGACCCUGUCGUCUGCUACGGAAUAUCUUGUGACUGCGCCGCAGCAGAUUCCCCAUGUUUUGAUGAGCACGAAAAGACAUGACUUUCAGCCACGACCUACUAGAUUAUAUCGCACAUGCCAUAAUCGGCAACCCCUAUGAGGAGCCCGUCCGCACGAUCCGCUAGGAACACUACUCAUCGGCUCGCGAGAUGUACAUCAUGAUUGGACAAUGGAAAUUUGAAAUUUGAACGCGCAGAAGCGGACGUACGACUACCGUAGCAGACGACAGCAACCGCUCUUAUGAAAACGCGUAGACUGAUAAUGAUAAUCAAGUUUAGAAAGAAGCAUAUCUCGUGGGACAUUACCGCUUGUACAAAAUUACAAAGGUAAAUUAAAAUACAAAGUACUGUAGAAAGCGAGGAAGCAAUAACCGGGCCGAUGACUAGCGCCACCGCUACCCUCCAGAUGCGGCGCUGGGAAGGGGUGCCUAGCCGGUAAUGGCGUACAGCGUACAUACACGUACUUUUCGUGCUCUUCUAAACGUGGGGAAUUUGCUGCGGCGCAGUCACAAGAUAUUCGGUAGCAGACGACAGGGUCAGGGCUUCGUUUGCUACCGAAUAUCUUGUGACUGCGCCGCAGCGAAUUCCCGAAUGUUUAGAAGAGCACGAAAAGGCAUGACGUUCAGCACUCGCGCUCACGUGACAGCAGAAAGCUAUGACGUUUUACGCAUCUUCUGCUGGAGUAUUCUCGAGACUGUCGCUCGUGUAAACACACGGUGAGUGUCGCAAAAAGGCGUACGCCUCCCGUUUUCAACAAAUCAGGGGAGAGUACGAUGUUAUUCAGGUUGAUGGUUGGCUAGGAACAUGUUAUGCGGUGAAGUUCUGUUUUAAGAGCAUGGCAGUAAUUGAAGCAGCAAACGCUGUGACGCUGUCGCACUGAACAACGAGCAUAACUUCAAUACGCAGGCCGCAGCUGAGAAGGUUUGUUUUCAAGUGAUACGGCAAUUGGCCGCCAUGCAACAACAGAAGCGAAAAAUAAAAAAAUAGAAAUAAGGGAAAAACAAUAAUGCACCCUCAGCUGACAUGUCACAUCCUGCUUUGUAGUCACUGUCAGUGUCUACUAUACCCUUUAUCAACCGUAGUGAGGCAAUGCACAUGCAAAACAGAUACCACUAUUAUAGGCAUUACGUACACAUUGAAUCCUACCAUGUUGACACCUUCUCGUAGUGCUGCACGUUGUUACACUGGGCAAAAUAAUGUGAUCCGUCAAAACUUGACAAGCAGGCGUAGCUGGCUACACUUGCUGGUGAGGUGCGUGUCGCAAAUACGGCGAUACAUCGCUAUACCUUUAUUAAAGUACAUUUCGUGGCUUUGUGGCAAUAGAUUACAGUGUUGCAUAAUUUUUAAAGGGACAGUUCGCUCUCCAAGCAUCAACUUGUAGAUUUUUUCCCCACGGGUGCUGUAUGCCUCUCCUAAUUUACCGAAUCGCCGUUUCAUUUGAGCUAUCGAGCGGUUAUUAUCGGCCUUAUAUAUAAUUGAAAUUCACAAGGUUUGAAACGUUCACUCUAGCUGAUGAGGGGAUUCCUGCCCGUGGAUGCGGACCCGCUGGUGUUUUUGAAAUUUUAAUUUUGUGUUAGCGCCGCGAAGCAACUGUGGCUACAGAGCGGCGUACGGACCUGGAGAGAUGGAGAGAGGACAGCAUGAAGGAGUGGGAGACGGUGGGGGGAGGGGGGCGCUGGUGUCUGUCACUGCAAAAUACGACAAAAAAAAAAAAAGGAAGUGCCUCAGGGCGAGAGGCACCGGUAUUUGGACGGAGACUGUUCUUCCCCUGGGCACCGUCAUUGUCAUUGGCAUGGUAUUUAAAGGGUUAGGAAUGACGUGUUAAAGGUUGUUUAAAGUUAAAUGCUCCUGUAGAUAUCUAUUUUAAUUACUGUAUAGAGCGACCUCUCCCUUUAACUCUACAGCUAGAGAAAAUUAUCCAGAAUCGGACUGAAAAGUGAAGGUCAUCGGAUGCCAUUUAGCCUCAUUUCAACAGCUGGUCCCCAGCAUUACAGUUAAAGCACAAUAAAGUAAGACGCUUCAUAAAGGUGCGUACAUAGGUAAGUGAAUCUCUUAGGCCUCCGCUGCGGCCAACCUGAGGUUAGACGUUUUUCUUAUUUUUAUAGCUGGGCAGUUUUAUAAAAGGACGAAAAAAUAAAAUGCAGUUGACGCUACAGGGGUUAAUUCCAUUGACUGUUUCGGAACACUAGCCGCCACUGACCAGCAAAAGUGGUUAGCUAUGCCCACUUUUCUUAAAUUACCCGUACAGAAGCAGCACAUACAUAUAAACUGUUACUCAAAUUUGAAAGUGUAGCAUAGAGGGUCACCAAAGGCAGUGGACCAUUUCCACUAGUAUAGAGCGCGUUGUAUAGAGCACACCUUUUAUCCAUGAGCGGCUGUAGCAAAAAUAUACUCGUGUUUUCUUUAAUAACGUAGAGACAAAAACAUACAAAACACUCUAAUCUUGGGAGACCAAACUCGGUCUUCAGUCCCUUCUCUACUACGAUGCGCAUUUUCUUUCCUCUCUAUACACUCUGAAUUAAACGCUCCUUGCACAACUGUAAUAUUUGCAGCCUUAUACCGUAAGAGGUUAUAGUUAGGUUAUUUUUGCUUAUCAGACGAAUCAUUUGAUGCCGCGAGGUUCAUCGUCAAAAGGUUUUGAACAUUUCCGCGUAUCCCCAGCAUGUUCCCCAUAUUUUCCCCCCAACAUGUUGGGAGGUAACGUCGCCGUCUUUGGGUUAUACCCGCAUAAAACUCGAUACGACAUAGACCAUCCGUCCACGGUGUACGCACUCGCUAUAGUUCUGGUAACGAGAAGGAAAGCAAACGUCUGGAACGAUACACGUUCUUUGUGGUAAACUAAUAAAUUUAGGACGAAUCUCUCAGGCAAACGUCUCAUUUUUUUUUUCUUUUACAAAAUCAACCAAUCAAUCUGAGGCAGACGUGUGUAAUACCUCUAUGUAAACUUUGGGAUUGUAAAAAAACGGUGGCUUCGAUACCUUGUUGUGUGCUGGGCAUAUAUACGAUCGUUAAAUUUUAGUUCCAGUAUACAGUCGGAGAGAUUUCAAAAAUAAAGUCACGUCUUCAAUGGUACACUCUAAGGAAAAAAAAAAAGGAAUAAUCUUAGUCCUUUUGGAGACUAAAUGCGCUGGCACAAAAAUUAGUCCCUUGCAGGAGUAAAUGCAUGGAACUGUCACUGUCAUGGGAAUGUCACAGAGUGGGGACUGCAUUUCACUCUCUCAGUUCUAACCGUCCCAGGUACAUAAUUCGUGUGCAUGCAUGAAGAUACUUUGAAUUAAACCGUCAACCGUGAUGAUGUGUCGUGUGAUAUAAAAUCUCGCGACAUACGUAGGGCACAACAUAAUGUCGCAAGAAAGAACCGCGCACUAUUUCUUCAUCUGUGCGGGUGGAAAAUUGCUAAGUUAGCUAAGUCAUGUUGUCCUAUUCCAUCAAAUUGACGUAGAGCACAUAUUUACGCAGACUGUUGCAUUCGGAAGACUAUUUGCAAAGUUGUGUGACUAUUUGCAGUCCUGGGGAGUAAAUGUCGGGGUUAGGGGACUAAAGUGGGGAGUAAUUGGGCAAUCUAGGGGACUAGAAGCUGCAUUUUCUCCAUUUACUCCUUUUUUUUUUCCCCUUGGAGUGUAUACAGGCACAAUCGGGGUAUAAGACAAUGAAGUUUUCUACGUUUAUUCUGCACAAGCAUAAAGAUAAAGAAAAAAAGAUUGAAGAAAAAAAAUUCUGAUAAAGAAAAAAAAAGGGGGGGAAGUAUAGUAUAGGCGAUUACGGUACUCGGUUCCGCUCUUUGCAGCUCUGGUUUCUGUUGAACGUCCCUCCAAUCGGAAGACAAAAAUGCCACUCAGAGAUGACACCACUGACGUUACAACAGCUGUGACAGAGAGAUAGCGGCAUAAUCUGUGUGUGUCACGGACAUGAUCUGAAGUUACAUCUUUUAUCGCGCAUCCAAGCGUCCAUGCAGCAUUUAUGCCAUAUAUAGCUAGCGAACUUUGCAGAAAUAAAUGCUGGUGCGUUUGUUCGUUACGUUUGGGCCAUCCGGAAGAAAUCUGUGCCGUCUUUCAGGCAGAAUGGAAGAGGCACAGAAUUUAUAGUUUCGAAAAGAAAAAAAAAAAAAGAAGAAUGCGGAUGCCCACCCUUGCUACGAUGACCUUUGUGAGCACUUAUAAGCACGAAGGGUGCACAUUUUGCGUAAGGGGCUUUCGUUUCCGUCAAACUGGGGUGCUGCGGGAAACAAAAAAUUGUCACAUAUACACGACGUGUUCUACGCCCUGAAAACGGAGCUUCACCGCAUAGCACGCUCCUAGCCAACCAUCAUCCCGAAUGACAUCGUUCUCUCUCCUCAUUCGUUGCAAAAGAAAGGCGCACGCCUUUCUGUGACACUUACGCGAUUGUAUAAUUCGUCACAGAAAGGCGGAUAUACGCCACGCGCUUUCCGCAAAUUAGGAGUGAUAACGGUAUAGAUAACGGUAAGUGAUAACGGUAGCACUCUGUGCAAUGAUUCUUCAUGAUUGGCAUUUAGCGCGGUAUGUGGUGAAACUCUCUUUUUGGGAGUGCACGGUUUGGUACACGCUUAAAAAUGAGCUUCACCACAUAGCACGCUCCUAGCCAACCAUCAUCCCGAAUGACAACAUUUUUGCACCAUUAUGCACGUGCAUAAUGGUACAAAAUAGGCUCCACCUCCCGUUUUCAACAAAUCAGGGGCGAGAACCUUGUCAUUCGGGAUGAUGGUUGGCUAGGAGCGUGCUAUGUGGUGAA
This is a messenger RNA of Ornithodoros turicata, 6856 nucleotides long. Its product is annotated as locomotion-related protein Hikaru genki-like. The transcript is spliced from 9 exons. The record is from RefSeq and is a predicted model, not a curated record. Lineage: Eukaryota; Metazoa; Arthropoda; Arachnida; Ixodida; Argasidae. The coding region runs from base 99 to 1700 and encodes 533 amino acids.